AGCCUCAAAUCCUAUCUUGAAAGAGUCCUUAAAUAUCAAAAUUCAAAACCCACAAAAAACCCUUCAAAAUUUUUGGCUUUUUUUCAGUAAUCUUCUGCUUUAAAAGCGCGUCCCUCUUUGAAAAACCCACAAAAACCCUUCAAAGUUUUCAUCUUUUUUGCUGGUUUUUCAGUAAUGGAGAAGGAUUUGAGAGAUUGGGUUUCAAGCAGAUCGCUGUCUCUUGGGAGUCCAAGUUCUUUGAGUCCUUUGUAUGAACAGCUUGAGCCUCCACAAACAAGUUCUAGUUUUGACCAAACCCUGAUGUUGUCUGAGUUUUCUAGACUCAGCGUCUCUUCUUCUUCCUACAACAACAACAACAACAACAGAAGGAGAAGUAGCAGUAGCAAUAGCAAUAAUCGGGCUUUGAAUAUAGGUUCUGGUUAUGAUUUGGCUAAUGGGGUUGGGGGGGUGGACCACUUUUUGCCAUGUUCUUUUCAACCAGAGAGGGAAAAUCAAAGAGUUGGUGAGUUUGGGCAUUUGGGUGCGGCUAAUACCAAUUUACUGGAAAUUUUUGUGCCUGAGAGAAACCAAUUGAGGCAAAGGGAGUACCCAAAUAGGCUUUCUUGGAAUGGGAACGGUUUGGUUUCCGACAUAUCUAUGAAUUCCUGUGGUUUGGUGGAUGGCUUGGGGAGCAAGAAAUCGAGAUUUCCCAAUUGGUUAAAGGAAUCUAUGAAUUGUUGGUCGUUGAAAGAUUUGCGUGGGAUGAUGUUGUACAUGGCGCAAAAUCAACAAUGGAGCCGGUAUUUGCAGAGUAAAAUGGAUGUCUGUACGGAUGAGGAAAAAAAUUUGAUUUUUAUGGAGUUGAUAGAACAUGUUGGUAAAUUGAUGCUGCACCCAUUUGGUAAUUAUGUGGCUCAAAAACUUGUGGAGAUUUGUAGUGAACAUCAGAGGACUCAGAUUCUUCAAAAAGUGAUUGAAACAAAUUCUCUUGUUCAUAUGUGCCUUAACAAUCUUGGAUCUCGUUCUAUACAGAAAUUACUGAAGCAUUUUACCACCCAGCAGCAAAUCUCUAUGUUUAUGUAUGCUCUAAGCCCUGGUACUCUUGCAUUGAGUAAGGACUUGAAUGGUCAGCAUGUCAUCCAACAUUGCUUGAUGCAUUUUUCUGAUGAAGAUAACAUGCAUCUUUUAAAUGAGGUGGCAAACAAUUGUCUCAAAAUUGCAACAGAUAGAAGUGGGUGUUGCGUGCUGCAGAAAUGUCUCAAGCACUAUAAGGGUGCACUCAAAGAACGUCUGGUGGCUGGGAUAAUAGCAAAUGCAUUACUCUUAGCAGAAGAUCAAUAUGGCAACUAUGUGGUGCAAUAUUUGCUUGAAUUGAGGAUACCACAAAUCACAGAAGAUCUCCUGAGACAGUUUAAAGGGAGCUACUUUAUCUUCUCUAGCAAUAAGUUUGGUAGCAAUGUUGUGGAGAAGUGCUUAGUAGAAACAGUAGAAGAACAUUCUGCAAGUAUAAUGAUCGAGUUGCUCACAGAUCCAAAAUGUUCAAUGCUUCUAAUUGAUCCUUAUGGAAACUUUGUCAUCCAGAAAGCUUUAUUGGUGUCUAAGGGAUACAUCCGCAAUGCCUUGCUAGAACUAGUUCAAUCAAACACUCCAAUGAUGACCAGCAAUCUUUAUGGCCGAAAGGUGCUUACUUUUUGUCAGAAGGAGCUGCAUAUAAAUUUUAGGACUCGUUGUUAAAAAUCUGUUUCACUUCUAGAGUGUCUAGCUAUUUUUUGUGCUGUGCCAUUUAGUUACAUUUUAGGGAUUAGGGUAGAUUGGUAUCAUAAGUAUCCAGAUGUAUCAGCAUUUUGGGUUUUGGUUGUUUGUAAUAUGUAGUCUUAAGGGAUGGAAGGUGUGUGCUGAAACUAGAAGUUGCAAAGGAGCUAUCUCAAGAAGUUGCAUACAACCCUCACAAGGGGGAAAGGAAUAUAAUACAGUAUAUGUUCUUAGGCCGUAUAUUCCAAGGUCUUUCCAAUGUUGUUACACUAGCUCUUCCAAAUGUUGUUACACUGUAAACUCAGCGUUUGAUACGUGCUUGAAAUAUAUUAGAUUGUUUCUUGUGUUA
This is a messenger RNA of Quercus lobata, 2080 nucleotides long. RefSeq names its product putative pumilio homolog 7, chloroplastic. The coding region runs from base 175 to 1713 and encodes 512 amino acids. Gene Ontology annotation, molecular function: mRNA binding. Gene Ontology annotation, biological process: post-transcriptional regulation of gene expression. Lineage: Eukaryota; Viridiplantae; Streptophyta; Magnoliopsida; Fagales; Fagaceae. The transcript has 5 exons. The record is from RefSeq and is a predicted model, not a curated record. Gene Ontology annotation, cellular component: cytoplasm.